This is a messenger RNA of Pelecanus crispus (Dalmatian pelican), 757 nucleotides long. NCBI's taxonomy places the organism in Eukaryota, Metazoa, Chordata, Aves, Pelecaniformes, Pelecanidae. The record is from RefSeq and is a predicted model, not a curated record.
AUGGUGUUUGCGAUGGCUUUUGUCAGCUGCAACGCCCUCCUGGAUCUGUCUGGUGUCCACCAGGUCAUGGGCACGUGGAUGGGAUCCACCACUUUACCAUGUACCUACACGCCCUCAGAAGGUUUCACACAGCAAAUGCUCACCUGGAGCAUGGAGCGAGACUAUAGCACCUCUACCAUCUUUCGGAGGGACGAUUCUGGUGACCACAUCUUGUUGUCUCGAUUCCGAGACCGGGUCAGCAUCCCAAAGCACAGCCCAGGGAACGCCUCACUCCUAAUCGAGAACCUUGAAAUCCCUGACAGCGGACACUACACCUGUCGAGUCGUCUGGAGGUCUAAAAAUAACAGCUUGAUAACAAAGGAGGUGACCACUACAGUUAAAGUUGUCAAAGGAGCCCGGACCAGCCUGCCCUGUGAGGCCAGCGGGUCCCCCCCCAUCAGCUACCGCUGGUUCAGGAGCGUCCCGGGAGGGAAAGCCCUGCUCCUGAGCAGCCAGGCUGAGCUGGCGUGGGACAGCCUGCAGCCCUCCGACAGCGGGAAGUACUACUGCGAGGCAGAAAACAGGGCUGGGGCCAGGGCUGUGCAGCAGAGCAACGCCGUCGAGCUGACCGUGGCAGAGUCCCCUGAGACCCGCAGGUACAGCAGACCCCCGCUAAGCCCCCGAGGCGAUGCUCCCCGGCGAGUGCCCACAGACCUGCCUGCAGCAACGCUGGUCUCCGGGAGGGAUACGGUUUCAGAGGGGCCUCCCAUUGCCACAG